Messenger RNA from Zingiber officinale, 1062 nucleotides. Its product is annotated as pentatricopeptide repeat-containing protein At5g61800-like. Gene Ontology annotation, biological process: mRNA splicing, via spliceosome. Lineage: Eukaryota; Viridiplantae; Streptophyta; Magnoliopsida; Zingiberales; Zingiberaceae. The record is from RefSeq and is a predicted model, not a curated record. The transcript is spliced from 5 exons. Gene Ontology annotation, molecular function: protein binding; RNA binding. Gene Ontology annotation, cellular component: catalytic step 2 spliceosome; U4/U6 x U5 tri-snRNP complex; Lsm1-7-Pat1 complex. The coding region runs from base 1 to 1062 and encodes 353 amino acids.
AUGCCAUCGCGGGAGUUCUCCCACCGUCAGCUCUUCCAUCUCCUCCAUCGCCGUUGCAAGAGCCUCUGCCACCUCAAGGCCAUCCAUGCCCAUGCCACCGUCCACGGCCUUACCUCUUUGUAUCCCUCCCCCAUUCUCGCCAAGCUCAUCUACACGCUCACCCUCCUCCUCCCCACCGCCAUCAACCACCGUGCCUCCCUCCCUGCCACAGCAACCGCCUCUGCCGGAUACGUCCUCUCCCUCUUCCAUGCCAUCCCCUUUCCAUCUGCCUUCCCCUACAACCUCCUCAUGCGUGUCCACACCCUUCUCUCCUCCCCUAUCUCCGCUCUCCUCCUCUAUGCCUGCAUGCGCCACUCCGCGGCAUGUACCCACCUCCGCCACCCUACCCUCGCCCGCGCCGUCCACUGCCAAGCGAUCGUGUUCGGCUUCGCCGACGACCUCUACGUCUGUAACACUUUGAUCAGCACCUAUUCUUCUUUCUACUCGAUGCCCGAAGCAAGGACUAUCUUCGACGAGUGCCCCUCGCUUCGUGAUGUUGUUUCCUAUAAUAUUUUGAUGGAUGGAUAUGUGAAGGCCGGCCAAAUUGAGCACGCGCACAACCUGUUCGAUGGAAUGCCUAAAAGGGAUGUAGUCCAUGGGCUCUUCUUCUCGUACUUCAAGGAGUUGGUAGGUAAAGAAGUGACGGUGGAGCUGAAGAACGAUCUCGCCAUCAGAGGAACCCUCCACUCCGUCUACCAAUACCUCAACAUCAAGCUUGAGAACAUCAAAGUCGUAGACGAAGACAAAUACCCUCACAUGGUUCUAUCUGUUGUUGGAAUACUUCAGGAUGAAGUGGAUCCUAUGACUUCUGUUAUGAAAGUUGAAAAGGCUCCUUUGGAGUUUUAUGUUGAUAUUGGUGGCUUAGAUGCUCAAAUCCAAGAAAUUAAAGAAGCUGUUGAACUUCCACUUACUCAUCCUGAGUUAUAUGAGGAUAUUGGAAUUAGGCCUCCCAAGGGAGCUUGUUUAUUCACUGAGAAACUUAUUGACAGCUUGCAGGCUUCGAAAUGGAAGUGGUUAAAAUAG